Messenger RNA from Lasiodiplodia theobromae, 2730 nucleotides. Its product is annotated as Dipeptidyl aminopeptidase. NCBI's taxonomy places the organism in Eukaryota, Fungi, Ascomycota, Dothideomycetes, Botryosphaeriales, Botryosphaeriaceae. Gene Ontology annotation, molecular function: serine-type endopeptidase activity; dipeptidyl-peptidase activity. The transcript is spliced from 2 exons. The record is from RefSeq and is a predicted model, not a curated record. Gene Ontology annotation, biological process: proteolysis. Bases 1 to 2730 code for a protein of 909 amino acids.
AUGUCCAAGGAGCGCGCCAUAAACGACGAGGAGACGCAGCCUUUGACCAAAGAGGCCGCCUCCUCGCGACAGUCACAGGACGAGGCCCGCGCUUCCGCCGAUUCCGACUCCACCACCUCUCUGAUCUUCGAAGGCAUCAACGGCACCUACGCAAAGGACCAGCUGCCCGAGCCCUACUCCGACUUCAACACCACAUCGCGCCGCCAGGAAGACGAGUUCGACGUCGAGGAUGGACCAUACUAUGGCGUGAGGCCUACGGACAAGAAGCUCCGGAAGUGGGUGUGGAUUCUCGGCGUCAUCUGCAUCGCCGGCUGGGUGCUGGCCCUGUUCGCCUUCCUCUCCAAGGGCGCCUACAAGCACGCAUCGACCAAGCCGCACGACCCUCUUGCCACGUCUUCCAGAGGCUCGGGAAAGAAGGUUACACUGGACCAGGUGCUGAGGGGAGAAUGGAGCCCGCAGCGCCACGACCUGUCCUGGAUCGCCGGCCCGAAUGGCGAGGACGGCUUGCUGCUGGAGAAGGGCGCGUCGACCAAUGGCUACCUUGUCGUCGAGGAUGUCCGUGAUCGCGAUACAAAGAAGCCUGCCGAGAACGCGACCGUCUUGAUGAAGCAUGGAGGAUUCUACGUCGGCGAACGCUGGGUCCAGCCGUACGAUGUCUGGCCGAGCCCGGAUUUCAAGAAGGUGCUGGUCAUGUCCGAGAGGGAGCACAACUGGAGGCAUUCUUUCUAUGGCCGCUACUGGAUCUUCGAUGUCGAGACGCAGACUGGCCAGGCAUUGGACCCCAAGGAUCCCGAGGGCAGAAUUCAGUUGGCCUCGUGGUCGCCCAAGUCCAAUGCCAUCGUCUUCACCCGGGAGAACAACAUGUACCUGCGCAGGCUCGAUACUGAUACCGUUGCCCUCAUCACCAGUGACGGAGGCGAAAACCUCUUUUAUGGUGUACCUGACUGGGUAUACGAAGAAGAAGUCUUCGGAGGCAAUAGUGCCACGUGGUGGUCCAAGGAUGGUAAAUACAUUGCAUUUCUCCGGACGAACGAGUCAAUGGUCCCCACAUACCCUGUUCAGUACUUUAUUUCCCGCCCAAGUGGUAAGGAGCCGGCGCCUGGCGAGGAAAAUUACCCCGAAGUGCGCGAGAUCAAAUACCCCAAGGCAGGAGCACCGAAUCCUAUUGUCAACCUGCAGUUCUACGACCUUGCUCAGAGUGAAGUCUUCAGUGUCGACAUCACCGACGACUUUGCGGAUGAUGACCGCCUCAUUACCGAAGUCACCUGGGCUGGUGGCGAGCAGGUCCUUGUCCGUGAGACUAACCGCGAGAGCGACAUACUCUCCAUGAACUUGAUUGAUGUUGCAACGAGAACGGGCGCAAAGGUCCGGACGGACAACGUGAACGAGCUCGAUGGAGGAUGGAUGGAGGUCUCUCACACCACGACCUUCAUCCCUGCCGACCCCCAAAACGGUCGCCAGUCUGAUGGGUACAUUGACACCGUCGUUCACAAUGGAUACGACCAUCUUGGAUACUUUACGCCUUUGGACUCCAAAGACCCGAUCCUCCUCACCGAGGGAAAUUGGGAAGUUGUUGAUGCUCCAUCGGCCGUAGACCUCAAGAAGAACUAUGUCUACUACGUCUCAACCAAGGAAAGCUCCAUCCAGCGCCAUGUUUACCGUGUCAAGCUCGAUGGCAGUGGCACAGAGGCCCUCACCGACACCAGCAAGGAAGGUUACUAUGACGCAAAGUUCUCCACUGGUGGAAGCUACAUGUUGCUUUCAUAUCAGGGGCCUGACAUCCCAUGGCAAAAAGUCGUCAGCACUCCCAGCGCUGCAGAGCCUUAUGAGAGUCUGAUCGAGGACAACAAACUGCUCUCAAAGAAGGCACGGGAGCACGAGCUGCCCAUCAUGUCCUACUCUACCAUGACUGUCGACAACAUGGAGUUGAACAUUGUCGAAUACCGUCCUCCGCACUUUGACAAGAAGAAGAAAUACCCCGUCUUGUUUCACAUGUACAAUGGGCCGGGAAGCCAACAGGUUGCCAAGAAGUUUGGCGUCGAUUUCUCGUCCUACGUUGCUUCUUCGCUUGGCUAUAUUGUUGUCACGCUUGAUGGCCGCGGUACCGGUUUCAUCGGCCGCGCCGCUCGUACCGUCGUCCGCGGCAACCUCGGCCAUUACGAGGCCACGGAUCAGAUCAAUGCGGCCAAGCUCUGGGCCUCGAAGCCGUAUGUCGACAGCAAGAAGAUGGCCAUCUGGGGCUGGAGCUACGGCGGCUUCAUGACGCUCAAGGUGCUCGAGCAGGAUGCAGGCGAGACGUUCAGGUACGGCAUGGCGGUGGCACCUGUCACCGACUGGCGCUACUACGACUCCAUCUACACUGAGCGCUACAUGCACACGCCACAGCACAAUCCGGACGGCUACGCUGAGAGCACCAUCACCAACGCGACGGCCCUCUCGCAGAACGUCCGGUUCUUGCUCAUGCACGGCGUCGCGGAUGAUAACGUGCACAUGCAGAACAGCCUCUGGCUCUUGGAUCGCCUGGACUUGGCCGGUGUCGAGAACUACGAUGUCCACGUCUUCCCUGAUUCCGAUCACAGCAUAUAUUUCCACAAUGCGAACAGAAUUGUUUACGACAAGCUGAGCACCUGGCUCAUCAACGCGUUCAAUGGCGAGUGGCUGCGCACCGAGGAUCCCGCCCCGGUACAGGUGGGUACGGUGACUGAGAGAGAGGAUGAGUUGAGUGAUUAG